Molecule: messenger RNA, 2730 nt
Organism: Vicia faba (fava bean)
Lineage: Eukaryota; Viridiplantae; Streptophyta; Magnoliopsida; Fabales; Fabaceae
Source: the annotation of a GenBank genome assembly
AUGGCUUACUCUAAAAUUCUCCUUUUCUAUAUCUUUGUUAGGUUCAUCUGUUUUGCAACAAUAAAUGCACAAGAUAAUCCUACUUUCUUGUAUAACUUUUGUUCUGAAAACGAAACCACCACAGCCAAUAGCACAUUCCAUGUCAAUCUCAUGACCCUCCUCUCAUCUUUGUCAUCAAAAUCAAAUGAGAACACGGAAUUCUACAACACCACAGGCACUGCCAUAAACUCCUCCGACUCUGACGAUGCUUAUGGAUUGUUCAUGUGCAGGGGGGAUGUACCCUCCCAGCUCUGUCACGAAUGCAUAGUUAAUGCAACCCAAAAACUAUCCUCUGACUCAGACUGCUCUUUGUCUAAACGAGCGGUGAUUUGGUACAACGAAUGCAUGGUUCGAUACUCCAACAACUCUUUCUUUUCCACUGUUUAUACAAGUCCUGGUGUUUCCAUGAUAAACACCAACAACGUCUCAACCCCGAAAAGCUUCAUGCCUUUAUUGUCUUUGACUAUGAAUCAAACUGCAGAAAAAGCAGCAAACAAUAACAAGAUGUAUGCCACAAAUGAAGCAAAAGUUUCGAAAUUUCAGACACUUUACUGUCUAGCUCAGUGCACGCCAGGCUUGUCGCCCAAUGAUUGCAGAACCUGUCUCAGUGCUGGUAUUGAUUAUCUUCCGCGGUGUUGUGAUGGAAAGCAGGGUGGGAGAGUUCUAUUUCCUAGCUGUAACGUUAGGUACGAACUAUAUCCUUUUUAUAGAUCUAGUAAUGCUUCCCCAACAAAUCGGCUUGUUCCAGAAACAAAUGACUCCAAACAAGAUGCAGAUUUUUCAAAAGAUCCAUUUUAUCUUGGCUACAACUGCUCAAGUAGCAACAGUACAAUCACUGAGAAAAACUUCAAAUCACUUCUCUCUUAUUUGUCUUCCAGUACCACAAGCGGCAGAACAUUUUACACAACCAAUGUGGAAGACCUGGUGUACGGCCUCUUCAUGUGUCGAGGUGACCUUCCCUCUAGCCUCUGCGGUGAAUGCGUGAAAAACGCAACAGAUCGAAUAUACUCCAACUGUCUUUCAUCUCAGGAGGGUAUAAUUUGGUACAGCCACUGCUUGGUUCGCUAUUCUUAUCAGAGUCUCUUCUCAAACAUGGAAACUAGCCCUAUGUAUCGCCAUAUUAAUAUCACCACAUACUCCAUCUCGGACCAAAACCUCUUCACUAACAUAUUAUCUAAUCACUUAUCUCAACAAGCGGAUGAUACAGCAGAUAGUGCUGAUAAAUAUACGACCAACUCGUUAAAAUUGAACGAUGUACAAACUUUGUAUACACUUGAACAAUGUACUCCAGAUUUGUCUAGUGGCGAAUGCUCUUCAUGUCUAAAAGAUGUAAUCGGUGAAUCAAUCCCAUGGUCAUAUUUGGGAAGUAUUGGAGGAAGAAUAAUAUAUCCUAGCUGCAAUAUCAGGUUUGAAUUGUUCCAAUUUUACAACCAGGUUGGUGAAGCUCAGCCGCCUGGUACUCCUCCAUUACCAGGGACUCCUCCAUCACGAAAUAAAGAGAAAUGGAGACUUGUCGCCAUCGUUGUCCCUGUCGUUAUUUUGGUGGUGCUCUUUCUUAUUGGCUACUACUAUGUUCUAAAGAGAAAGGGAAGAAAAAGUCGUAGAACCAUUCUUCGAGAAAAUUUUGGUGAAGAAAGUGCCACUUUAGAACCCAUGCGAUUUGAUUGGGUGGUGAUUGAAGCAGUAAGUAACAAUUUUUCUAAAGAUAACUACAUCGGCAAAGGUGGAUUUGGAAAGGUUUACAAGGGUACUCUUUUGGAUGGACGACAAGUCGCUAUAAAAAGACUUUCAAUAAACUCUAAGCAAGGUGUUGAGGAGUUCAAAAAUGAAGUUUUAUUGAUAGCUAAGCUUCAACAUAGAAAUCUAGUAACAUUUAUUGGUUUUUGUCUUGAAGAACACGAGAAAAUACUUAUUUAUGAAUUUGUGCCCAACAAGAGUCUUGAUUACUUUUUAUUUGAUUCUCAAUGCAAAAAGUCGCUAACUUGGGUUGAACGCUUCAAUAUAAUUGGAGGAAUUGUUCGGGGAAUUCUUUAUAUGCAUGAACUUUCUCGACUUAAAGUUAUACAUCGCGAUCUCAAACCUAGUAAUAUUUUAUUAGAUGAAAAUAUGAUUCCUAAAAUUUCUGAUUUUGGUUUGGCUCGAAUUGUUGAAAUAAGUCAAGAUAAAAGAACUACAAAAAGAAUUAUUGGGACAUACGGUUAUAUGCCUCCGGAAUAUGCAAUGUUUGGAAAAUAUUCUGAAAAAUCGGAUAUUUAUAGUUUUGGAGUCAUGCUUUUAGAGAUUAUUGCUGGAAGAAAGAAUACGAGUUCAUCUACGCAAUACCAGGAUGCUGAAGGGGUUAAUGGACUAUUGAAUCAUGUUUGGAGACAAUGGAAGGAUCAAACACCGUUGAGUAUAUUGGAUCCAAAUAUUGAAGAGGAUUAUUCGAAAAUUGAAGUAACCAAGUGUAUUCAAAUUGGUCUAUUAUGUGUUCAACAUAACCCAGAUGCUAGACCUUCAAUAGUGACAGUUGCUUCUUAUCUUAGUAAUUAUUCAAUUGAAUUACCAACUCCACAAGAACCUAUAUUUUUCCACCAUGGUAGAACUAUUUCAAAAUCUCAUGCCCAAGAAUCAAGUUCAACUCAAUCUGCAAAUAGUUCGUCUCUAUUCUCUUUGAAUGAAAUGUCUAUCAGUAAUUUUAUUCCUAGAUAG